AUGAGACAGAAAAGAGCAAAGUCUUAUAGAAAACAGAUGGGGGUGUAUUUACACGCCUUUAAAUUUAGGGAGCCGUACCAGACUUUAUUGGACGACCAAAUUAUACUUCAAUGUCAUAGAACAGCAUUUGAUCUUGAAAAGGGACUGAAUAGAACGGUGCAAAGUGAAGUGAAACCCAUGAUAACACAAUGCUGCAUGCAAGCUUUAUACAUGUCUCGUGACGAAGGUGCUAUUGAGAUGGCCAAAAGGUUUGAAAGACGUCGUUGCAACCACAAUUACAAAGAGCCCAAGACCCCAUCUGAAUGUAUUGAGGACGUUGUAGUGGUGGAUGGAAAAAAUAAACAUAGGUAUGUUGUGGCUACAUUGGAUGAGGGACUUAGAAACGCACUUAGAGUGAUUCCUGGUGUGCCACUGAUUUAUAUAAACAGAUCAGUUAUGAUCAUGGAGCCUUUGAGUAAGGCUAGCAAAGCGGUGCAAAUAGCUGUUGAAUCAGGCAAACUGACUGGAGGUUUGAAUGAUGCGAAGCUCGCUGGUUUGAGACAAAAGGAUGAUGGGUUGGAGGCUGAAGGUGCUCCAAAGUCGAAAAAAAGAUCUGGUCCCAAAGGUCCCAAUCCUCUUAGUGUGAAAAAGAAGAAGAAGGAACCCAAACCUCUCAAUGAUAAAGAAAACGCAAGCAAGCCUGGAAAUACUGAGGAAGCGCAGCCGAAGAAAAGAAGGCGGAAGCAUGGAAAGAGCGGAGAAAAGCCAGAAGAAAAGUCUAAAGAAAAAUCUGACGAAAAGUCUCAGCAGAAUAAUGAGGCCGAUCAUGUGGGCACUCACGCAGAAACAUCUGCACAAGCGGUUGAAGAAUUUGAGCAACAUUCCCAAGAUGAUUAA
Molecule: messenger RNA, 876 nt
Organism: Komagataella phaffii GS115
Lineage: Eukaryota; Fungi; Ascomycota; Pichiomycetes; Pichiales; Pichiaceae
Product: Essential nucleolar protein that is a component of the SSU (small subunit) processome
Exons: 1
Coding region: 1-876 (291 amino acids)
Cellular component (GO): nucleolus; small-subunit processome
Molecular function (GO): small ribosomal subunit rRNA binding
Source: RefSeq, a predicted model, not a curated record